AUGUUCUCCAAGCUCACUGUCUUCGCCACGCUUGCCCUCCCUCUUCUUGCGGCCGCCACACCCACUGCCAGGAAUUCGCAGCCCACCACGGCGUGCUGUGACAGCACCGAGUCUGCCAACUCUGCGGCGGGUGCUGCCAUCCUCGCCGGGCUGGGCGUCGUCGUGCAGGACGUGACCGGUCUCAUUGGCCUGGACUGCAGCCCGAUCACCGCCGUGGGUGUCGGGGACGGCAAUGCAUGCAGCAGCCAGACUGUCUCCUGCUCUAAUGGUAUCAUCGGCGGCAUUGGCAUUGGCUGCGCCCCCAUUACCCUCUAA
This is a messenger RNA of Phanerochaete carnosa HHB-10118-sp, 315 nucleotides long. RefSeq lists its product as uncharacterized. Gene Ontology annotation, cellular component: fungal-type cell wall. Gene Ontology annotation, molecular function: structural constituent of cell wall. The transcript is spliced from 3 exons. NCBI's taxonomy places the organism in Eukaryota, Fungi, Basidiomycota, Agaricomycetes, Polyporales, Phanerochaetaceae. Bases 1 to 315 code for a protein of 104 amino acids. The record is from RefSeq and is a predicted model, not a curated record.